Hyla sarda is the source of this 1156-nucleotide messenger RNA. Its product is annotated as olfactory receptor 12D1-like. The transcript has 2 exons. Gene Ontology annotation, biological process: G protein-coupled receptor signaling pathway. Gene Ontology annotation, molecular function: olfactory receptor activity; G protein-coupled receptor activity. The coding region runs from base 203 to 1156 and encodes 317 amino acids. NCBI's taxonomy places the organism in Eukaryota, Metazoa, Chordata, Amphibia, Anura, Hylidae. Gene Ontology annotation, cellular component: membrane. The record is from RefSeq and is a predicted model, not a curated record.
CUUUUAAUAAUAUGUCUGUAAUUGUGAUUUUAGAUAGCAUUCAGCUUGUACAGUGCUUUCAUGAAUAUCUCGGCCCAGCACUAAGAGAGGUCAUGACACAGUCAGUGGGGAAUACCUUUACAGAGCCAAGCUGGGAUGUUUAAGUAACAAGAGGCCGGAUCUGUUUGGAGGCCUGCACCCCCCGGUUCACCAAACAAUUCACAUGGAAGAGUUUAACAAGACAUUUGUAACCGAAUUCAUACUUCUGGGAAUCACCGACCUCCCUCAGCUAAAGUCAAUACUCUUUAUAACUUUUCUUAUGUUCUACCUCUUGAGCUUUGUUGGUAAUUUAAGCAUUGUGGCAGUGAUUAUUGCUGAUCAUGGUCUUCACACUCCAAUGUACAUGCUGUUGUGUAACCUUUCCUUCUUGGAUUUCUUCUAUGCAACUACGACAGUCCCCAAGAUGUUGUCCGGUUUACUUCUAGAAGACAAGAAAAUAUCUUUCCAAGGUUGCAUAACCCAGCUCCACAUUUUUCAUUUCUUAGGUAGCACUGAAGCCAUGCUUCUUUCAUCGAUGUCUUAUGACAGAUAUGUUGCCAUUUGUAACCCCCUGAGAUACCAGGUCCUCAUGGCAAGGGAGGUCUGUUUCCAACUGGCAUUCACGUCCUGGCUCAUUGGUUUUUUAUAUUCAUUGUUUCAUACAAUUUUGACUUCCAGGCUUCCUUUCUGUAAUAUGAAUGAAAUAACCCAUUUCUACUGUGAUAUUAAGCCUCUGUUAAAGUUGGCGUGUACCGACACACAUAUAAAUGAGAGUUUGGUCAAUAUUGUCACAGGUUCUGUAGCUCUAGGCUCAUUUAUUCUAAUAAUAAUCUCCUAUAGCUUUAUUGCAACCCAUCUCCAGAAUAUCCAUUCCAAGCAAGGUAAAAGUAAAGCCAUCUCCACCUGCACUUCCCAUUUUACUGUGGUUCUUUUAUAUUAUGGAACUGCAUUCUUCACGUAUUUGAGACCCGCUACUAAGAACUCCUUGGAGCAAGAAAGGAUGACUGCAAUUCUCUUCACAGUCAUCACACCAGCAUUAAAUCCUAUUAUCUAUACUCUGAGAAAUAAGGAUGUGAAAAGGGCUCUUAGAAAAUUGGUCUUACAAAGCUUAUUGGUCAAACAAAUACAAUACUAUUGA